UGGGAUCUGGUGUUAACCGAACCAGGGCCCAAUAGUCUAUCGCAUCGGGAACGGGAAUCGGAACCGUCGAAGGAACGAUACACACCAACUACUGUGGUGGCUCCUGGUUGGGUCAGUCAGAGCGUCAGAGUGAUUUUGUUCUGUGUACUGAACCGCAAGAUAUGCGUAUCCGUAUUAUAUUCCGGACUCUACACGGACCUCUAUAUGGUUUAUUAUGACCCGAUUCGUUUAGCAGCCCUACUUGCCGCCAAUUAACCAAAAUCAACUCUUCUCUCUCCUCUCCCAACACUCCACUCUCCCUUCUCUCUCUUCUGUAUUAGUGUUUCAGUACUUCUGCAACACUUUUUUUUUUUGCCAAAAAAACCUGUGGAACCUGGUUUCUUAACUAGGAGGCGUAGAGAUACGAUUUCAUCGCGUUUGCUUGAAUCUUUCCUAGCAUGGAUUUUAAUGCGCCGGUUUGUAGGAGGACUCGUCGCCAAUGCGAUUUGAGGUUGGAACGGUUGUAUGCAGAGUCCAAAGGUAUCGAACCAUCUCCGUCGGUUCCGGUUCCGGUUCCGGUAAAGGAGUUGAGUAGUAGUGCUGAUUCUGAUUCUAGCGAGGAGAGUGAAGGAACUGACUCUGACUCUGGCCAUGUUGUUCAUCGUAAAGGUAAGAGAAAGAGGGUUGUUGAUGAUGAUUCGACUGAAGUAAUUGUCUUGGAUGACAGUGAUGAUGGCGGAGAAGAAGAAAUUGGUUCUGCAUCUGCAUCUGUGAAUGUUGGGUUUACAGAGAGGAAUGAGUAUUUGGGUGAGGAUGCGGAUGAUAAUGGUAGUCGGACCGAGGAGAUUCGGAUACGAGGAGGUGGGGGACGUGGAAAGGUCAGUAAAAAGGCAGAUGUUGAUGAUGAUAUUUGGAUUGAGGAGGUUCGAAUAGGAGGAUGCGGGGGACGUGGAAAGGGUGUUAGGAAGGCUAAUGUUGAUGAGGUUGCAAACAAGACUACUGAUGCAGGGGUUGAGAGUGAGAGUGAGAGUGGCAUCAGUGAGAGGGAUUGCGAUGAUGAUUAUUGGGUUUCAGCGGAUGAUGGUAAAGACAUUGAAUUGGGUUUGAGUUCAUCUCAGGAUACUAGUGAUGAUGAUUUUGAGAGAGGUGUUACGUUAUCUGGCGUUACCAUUGGAGAAUCUGAGAAGAAGAGGAAGAAGGAAGUUGAAGAGAAGCAUGGGAGUAGGAAAAGCAAGAACUGGCCUACGGAGGAGCUGGGAAGAAAGGGAAGGAAAGGGGAAGGGAAAGGCAGAGCUGCUUUCUCUAAGAAUCUUGACAUUUAUCGACUUCUUGCUAACUCAAUUUGGGAGAAAGACAAACCCUUGGAAGGUGAGGAGGAAGAUGGUGAUAUUACAUUGGAGGAGAGCCAUGAUCAAACAAGAGAAAAUCCUCAUAAGGUGCCUCUUCCUUUGAAGUUUACCUUUGGUAUUGAGGAGCCAGAACCAAUGGUGAAAUCUGAAGAAGAGAUAGAGCUGGAAAACUUGUGGGCCGAGAUGGACUUUGCCUCCAAAUGUGAGGAAGUUGGCUCCAACAAUUUUGCGGAGGUUGAGGAUGAAAAUGCAAAUAGAUCAGGCGAAGCCAAUAGUGACAGUCUUUGUUCUCAAGGCAUGCAUAAAUUUGUCCUUGAUGAGGAGAUUGGGAUUUAUUGCACCUUUUGUCACUAUGUUAAGGAUGAAAUCAGACACAUUUUUCCUCCUGUGGAAAAGCUUCCCACUGAAGUUUCUAGCAAGAAAAUUUCAUCCAACGGUGGAAAUAUUUCAUUUGAUGUACUUCAAGGUGAUUUUGGUGACCCCUGCAAUGAUAUUACUGAUGGCACAGUUUGGAGCAUCAUUCCUGGAACUAGGCAAACCAUGUAUCCACACCAACAAGAAGGCUUUGAGUUUGUAUGGAGGAAUUUGGCUGGAACCACGGAUCUGGAAAAGUUGAAAAACAAUGAUUCAAAUGGUGGUGGCGGUGGCUGCAUUAUUUCACAUGCCCCUGGAACUGGGAAGACCAGGCUAACCUUAGUAUUUCUUCAGUCAUACCUGAAACUUUUUCCAAAUUGCCGGCCUGUCAUUUUUGCUCCUGCCAGCUUGCUUCUUACUUGGGAGGAAGAGUUCCAAAAAUGGGAUGUUGGAAUUCCUUUUCAUAACAUAAACAAUCGAGAACUCUCGGGAAAGGAAGAUACAAUGGCUGUGAGCAUUCUGGAGCGUGCUAGGUGCCAAAACCAAUUUAAUCCAAUUCGUAUGGUGAAGCUGUACUCCUGGAGCAAGAAAGAAAGUAUACUAGGGAUCAGCUACAGUUUGUUUAUGACACUUGUUGGAGAUAAAGGAACUGUAGGGAUUAAAAAUGAAAGGCUCCUUAAAGAAGCUGAAGAGAUGAAGAAGAUUCUUCUUGAGUUGCCUGGCUUGCUGGUUCUUGAUGAGGGACAUACACCCCGGAAUAAGAGAAGCAGAAUUUGGAAUGCCCUUACAAAGCUUAAAACUGAGAAGCGGAUCAUACUUUCUGGCACGCCUUUCCAAAAUAACUUCCAUGAGCUCUAUAACACAUUAAAGAUAGUAAGACCUGCCUUUGAAGAGAAAAUUCCAUUAAGGCUGAAGCAAUUUGGCAAGUAUUACUAUAAUUCAAGAAAGAAGUUGAGACUAGAUGAGGCAAAUGAGAAGAAGUUGGACGCUGGCAGCUCAGUUCCGGAUGAUGCUAUUGAAGAGUUUAGAUGUCUAAUGUCUCCAUUUGUUCAUGUCCACAAAGGCAACAUUCUAUUGAGGAGUGUUCCUGGAUUGAAAGACUGUGUGGUGGUUUUAACAGCUGCUAAUGUACAGAAGAAACUUCUAGAGAUCAUUGAACAUACACAGAGUCCAAAUGUCCUUGAUUUUGAACACAAGUUAUCUAUGGUCUCUGUCCACCCAACCCUGCUUUUGGACUGUGCUUUGUCUGAGAAAGAGGAAGCACUCAUUGAGGAAUCAUCUGUUGGUCGCGGUGUUCUUGAAAAGCUAAGGUAUAAUCACAGUGAAGGGGUCAAAAUGAGAUUCCUUAUAGAGUUUGUCCGUCUCAUGCAAGCAACUAAAGAGAAAGUUCUGGUUUUCAGUCAGUUUAUUCCUCCAUUAGAUUUGAUAAUGGAGCAGCUUGCUUCAAUGUUCAAUUGGUCGAAAGGGAAGGAAGUUCUCCAUAUGCAUGGAAAACUAGAUCACAAGGAGCGGCAAGCGACCAUACAUGUUUUCAACGACCCUGAUAGCGAAGCUAAGGUUCUGUUAGCAUCAACCAAGGCUUGCUCCGAGGGUAUAAGUCUUAUUGGGGCGUCAAGGGUUAUCCUGCUAGAUGUUGUUUGGAACCCAUCAGUUGAAAGGCAAGCCAUAAGUCGGGCUUAUAGACUUGGCCAGAAGAGACUUGUGUUCACUUAUCAUCUUAUAGUAGCAGGGACCGCUGAGUGGAAGAAGUACCGCAAACAGACAGAGAAGGAGCGGAUAUCUGAAUUGGUUUUUACCUCUACGACCAAGGAAGAUGGUAAGCAAACACAGGAUAAUUUAUCUUCUGAAGAUCAAGUCUUGGAUGAGCUGGUUCAGCAUGACAAGCUCAAAGAUGUUUUCAAGAAGAUAAUUUACCAGCCCAAGGAAGCAAGCUUACUGGAUAGCUUUUCUUGAAUGGAGUUCAACAAUUUUGGCAGGCUCUGAAUUGCUGGCAAUUGCAGGGGGCUUACUGGCAUGGAUUAGUUACUGGGUAGCAACAGAUAGGUUUCUUUACAUCUCUUUUGGAUAGGUUGCUUGACAUCUCUUUUUGUGGAUGGUACAUAUUGAAUAUUAGUGCGAGACUAGU
This is a messenger RNA of Tripterygium wilfordii, 3807 nucleotides long. Its product is annotated as SNF2 domain-containing protein CLASSY 3. The transcript is spliced from 5 exons. Gene Ontology annotation, biological process: gene silencing by siRNA-directed DNA methylation. Lineage: Eukaryota; Viridiplantae; Streptophyta; Magnoliopsida; Celastrales; Celastraceae. Gene Ontology annotation, molecular function: ATP-dependent chromatin remodeler activity; ATP binding. The record is from RefSeq and is a predicted model, not a curated record. Bases 438 to 3635 code for a protein of 1065 amino acids.